Nothobranchius furzeri (turquoise killifish) is the source of this 2464-nucleotide messenger RNA. It is a transcript of the gene ncoa5, whose product is annotated as nuclear receptor coactivator 5. Gene Ontology annotation, biological process: regulation of signal transduction. Gene Ontology annotation, molecular function: RNA binding. The record is from RefSeq and is a predicted model, not a curated record. Lineage: Eukaryota; Metazoa; Chordata; Actinopteri; Cyprinodontiformes; Nothobranchiidae. Gene Ontology annotation, cellular component: nucleoplasm.
GUUGGAGAUUACAAGCGCGGCACAGUCGCGCAUGCGCAAUACACAGAAUAGACGGCGUAGACGGGGAAGACGGCUAGCCAUUUUGGCGUCAAUACAGCAAAUCGAAAUAUAAAUUAUUUGCUCGUCGAAGGCAUUUGGACCAUUAAACCAUCGGGCACUGAAUACAGAUCAUCUGCCUUCAAGUUAAGGACUGAGGACUCUCUAAAGACACUUGUUUGCGAACAGCCAAAAUCUGUUUGAGCAUAACGAAGAAAGAAACCAAUAAACCGUUGGAUCUAGUCAUGUCUCACAGAAGAAGCCGCAGCCCAUCACCAGCGCGAUAUACUCGCAGGUGCAGCAGUAACGAUCCAAGAGAUUUGGAGCGAAGAAUUUUUGUUGGGAAUUUACCAACUUCUGACAUGGCAAACAAGGAUUUGGAAGAAAUGUUCAGCCCAUACGGGAAAGUAAUCGGCGUUUCCUUGUUUCGAGGAUAUGGAUUUGUACAAUUUGAGCGCAUUGAGGAAGCUGAAGCUGCAAAGGCUGGUCAAAAGGGUCGAAUAUAUAAAGGUUACAAAAUAGAUGUAAAUAUGGCAGUGGAACGACGUCAAGCUAAACCUCAAUCCCAGCCGAGUCCUCCACGAAGGGCCCCGUACAGCAAAGAAUCCCGUCCUCGCUCACGCUCACCUGUUUAUGGGCGCGACGGUCGUGAGCCUCGAGACCGUGAUGCAAGGGAUGCUGGUAGAGAUCCCCGACCAGGAACCCACUCUCGGGACCCUGAUUUUCGCUACCGCUCAGACAGCCGAGACAAGGAUGCCAGAGGUGACCCACGAGAGCCUGCUGCAUAUAGCCGGGAGGAAUAUGACCGGUACUUCCGCGCUGGCAGCGGUGCAGAGGACUACUACAGGAGGAAGGAAGAUCCCUACAGGGAUCCAUUCCUAGAUCCCUGGAAUGGACGCCGUGAGGCAGCAGAGGAUCGAGUUCGACCAGAAGAGCGCCGGCGUAAUGAGCUGUACCGACAGUACUUUGAAGAACUCCAGCGGCGCUAUGACGCUGAUCGUCCCGUUGACUGCUCUGUGAUCGUCGUCAACAAGGCGCAGAAUAGGGAGUAUGCGGAGACGGUCGGGCGGAAAGUCCGUGAUUUGGGAAUGGUUGUCGAUCUGAUCUUCCUCAACACAGAAGUGUCUCUUACCCAGGCACUUGAGGAUGUAGGCCGAGCCCGUACUCCCUUUGCCAUCAUCAUUACCCAGCAGCACCAGGUGCACCGCUCUUGCACUGUUAACAUCCUGUUUGGAACCCCUCAAGAGCAUCGAAACAUGCCGAUGCAGGAUGCCAUGAUGCUGGUUGCCCACAACUUUGACACCUUUAAAGUGGAAAACCGUGAAAAAGAACGAGAGGAGAUUGCCAGGAAGGCUGCCAAAAUGGCAGAUGACGUUUUACUUCGGGAACCGGACAGAGAGAGCCAUCCCGUGUCGGUUCUCACUGGCAUCACUCUGCUGGCUGAAAACAGGUUUUUAACUCCAGAGGAACUGGACAGUCUCAUUGCAUACCUGAAAGACAAACGCGCUCGCCUUGUACGAACCCCAGCAGAUCCUACUGCAGCUGGAGUCCAUGCCCUACCUCCUGCAGGAGUGCAUCGUGAUCCUCAAGCCCACGUCCUACAUCAAGAUGCUUCAUCAGCAGCAGGACCCGCUCCUCCGUCUGCUCAUGCCCCUCUGCAACCAAGUCACCCUUCAGCUGUUCCAAGUUCCUCAGCUAACCAACAGGAGCUGCAGGCUAAAAUCCUCAGUCUGUUUAACAGCGGCUCUGGUUCAUUACCAGGAGCUGCUUCCUCUUCUCCCCAGUCACACUCCUACAGUUCUCUUGGUUCGACUCCUGGCCAGAACCCCUCCCGCCCAGCUAUGCUCAGUGCUUCUCCAGCUACAGCCCAGAGCUACGGCGCCCCUCCAGGUCGCAUGCCUGUGGCUCCAGCUGGUCAGAGACCCCCUGCUUCAGGUAUCAACUUUGACAACCCAAGUGUCCAGAAAGCUCUUGAUACUCUGAUUCAAAGUGGGCCAUCCCUCAAUAACCUGGUGGGCUCCAGUGUCCCUCAGCAGCCACCCCUAAGAGCAGCACCCAGUAUGGGCCAGGCCCCUCCCAUGUCCAUGUAUCCUCGUCAGUACUAGUGAGCUGUAGGGAAAUCUGCAGUCCCGCUUUCCUGAUGGUCUGUGUGAUUGGAUUGAGCAGCUUUGUAUCAAUAGACUGUAGGGACGUUUUUGUAAUAGUUCUUAUUUUUUUCUUUAAUGUUGUUAAAAUGAACUUAGACCAAUAAGUAGUCUGACUAUUUGGCUUUUAUUCUUUUUAUUAAUACCUUUAUUCGAUUCUGUAAUCUGCUUUUUCAACCAGUAUCUGUUGAAUGUUUAAUGGGUUUGCGCAGUUUAAUUUGUGUUUUUAUUGCCAUUGUUAAACAUGAUUAAAAACUCAACACACACGUGCUGUAGUAAAAUGA